UGCUAGUUUCGUUUUCCUUUCGUCAGCAGAGCCUCCAGGCCGGGAUCUGGACCUGGAGCUGGAGCCGUCAGACCUGCCCGAGCUUCAGCAUGACGGAGGCGGCGUGUCUGAAGUUUGUGUGCGCUCGGAGCGGAGCUGUGGGCUACGAGGAGCUGCUGGCUCUGCUGGGCGGAGUGGAGCGCCUUAUAGAGGACAGCGAGUCUUUCGCCGUGGUUCUGCUGAACGGACAGGACACCGUGAUCGCCAGAAGCCCCGUUAAACUGUGUCGGGCGAGGAGCUGCAGCGGCUGCGCGAAUUUACACCUGUGUAAAUUCUUCCUGUUGGGUGACUGUCAGUUCGGCAGAGGAAGACGAGGAUGUCGCUUUUCCCAUGACUUGAACACGGCACAGAAUAUUGGAGUCCUGCACAGUCAUGGACUAAACCUGCUGGACAGAAGAGAGCUCUGUUUACUUCUGCUUCAGAGUGACAACAGUCUCCUACCUGCUGUGUGCCAUUCCUACAACAACGGUACGGGUCCAUACGGGCGAUGCCAGGAUGGAGAGAGCUGUAAAAGGCUGCACAUCUGUGAGAAGUACCUCAGGGGCCCUUGCCAGUGUCCACGGGCACAUGAUUUCUAUGAGCCCCACCCGCUGAGAACGCUGCAGGAGAGGGGCAUCCCUCAUGAGCUCCUGGGGUCUAUGAAAACCAUCUAUACAAACAUUGAGGCCUUAAGGCUAUACGGCAAAGUCAGAUUGCCUCAGCAGAAUGGCCCGAGAGCCAAUAAAGGCUUCAAACCACCACAGCAGACAUCAGCUAAUAUUAAUAUUACUAAUAUUAGCACCGGGCAGGGGGCCAGGUCAAGCUCAAGCUCCAGAGCUCCUCAUUCAUCAGCAGAAAAAACUGAAAUCUGCAUGUACUUUGUCAAAGGAAGCUGCAAGAAUGGCGACAGGUGCAUGAAAGAGCACUCCAAACUUCCCUAUAAAUGGGAGGUUAAAAACGGAGCUGCGUGGGUGGCCCUUCCUAAUAAUGAGGCAAUAGAGAAAGAUUACUGUAACCCAGCCAACACAUACAGCUCUGGCUUUGAUCCCGUGUACUUCGAUACGAUGACCCGUGGAUCUAACCCUGUGCGGCGUCUCUCUACGUUGUCCUCAGUGGUCCAACCUAACUUCAUCCUCACCACCACCUGGACCUGGUACUGGGAGGAUGAGUUUGGCAACUGGAUCCAGUAUGCAUCUGCAACUGGAGGCCACAAUACAGCUUCUAUCACCAGUGAAGAACUUGAGCAGAAAUUUACACAGGACAGCAAAGCAGCUGUGGAGUUCACUGCCGGUUCACAAUCCUAUAUAUUCAGCUUCCAAGAUAUGAUACAGACCAACAAGCGCUAUGGGACAAAAAAGCUGGUGAGGCGUCGGCCUGAAUUUGUGUCAGCAGCGGAUGCACAAACAAUAAGAACGAGCAAGAGGCAGAUCAGUUUCAAAACUCUACCAAGUCACUGGGAUAAGGCACUGACACCCGAGACUGGUUACAAGAGAGUACAGCUGCAGAGCACGUCUGCAGAAUACAAGGAGAUCCAGAACCUGUUCAGUGCCACUAUGCACGGUUUCAUCAUUCAGCAGAUGGAGAGAAUUCAAAACAAAACCCUCUGGGAAGUGUUUCAGUGGCAGAAGGACGUCAUGAAGAAGAAUAAAGCAGGCGGGGUUGUUCCAGAGAAAAAGCUGUUUCAUGGAACAGACCCCAAACACAUAGAUGCCAUCUGCCACAAUAACUUUGACUGGAGAAUCUGCGGCACUCAUGGCACAGCCUACGGGAAAGGCAGUUAUUUUGCCAGGGAUGCGAAGUACUCCCACAACUACACUGGAGACUCCACAACUCGAAGCAUGUUUGUUUGUCGGAUUCUGGCAGGGGACUACACUGUCGGCAACUCCAGCUACGUUCGCCCUCCCUCCAAAGACGGGGGAGACACCGUCUUCUAUGACAGCUGUGUGGAUAACCUCCACAACCCGUCCAUAUUUGUGGUGUUUGAGAAGCAUCAGAUUUAUCCUGAGUACCUGAUUCAGUACAGUGAGGCAACUUACUCUAGUUCAGCAGCUUAUCAUUACCCACUGAACUCUGCUGCAGUAAACAGAGCAGCUUAUGCCCAGCCAGCUCAAUCAGCCACAGUUACUAGAGCACCAACACCUGCUACUACAUACCGAGCCACACCUGCAGCAGCAUCUACAUACCAGUCCACACCUGUAGCAGCAUCUACAUACAGACCCACACCUGCAGCAGCAUCAUACAGCACACCCACGUAUACGUACACUACCCCUACUACACCAAAACGUACCAAAUCUGAGAACUCCUGCAUUAUCUGCUGAAGGCAGAACAAAGACAAUCUAGUUAAAGUUGAAACAUGAGCAAAAGUUUACUUUAAUUCUCGUAUCUAAAACAAAACUAUUUCAGUUGCACCGAAUAUUUCUCUAUGUAUCACCUCUGCUGAUAAACUUCAGGAUAUUAUUCUGGAAUCAAAAUCUUGAUGCUGUUGUUUGCACUCGUCAGGAACUGUCGCUAAAAUAAACGCCACUGUCCAAAAAAAUGGCCUUUGAACAGCACACUCAGGUUUACAUGAAGGGCUUUAUUUACAUACCGUUGAUCACCAAGGCCUUGUUAUUCAAGCUGAACAUUACCUGAACUCGUCACAGUGCAGUUUCCCCAAACGACUUGUGUACCAAAUUAAGCGUUAAUUAAGUGAAAGUGUUUUUGUGUUGGUAUUAUGUAUCAUCUCUUUCAUCAUUUCUGCUUUAUUCAUUAUUCAUUAUGAACACCUGUGUGUCUUCAAUAUAUUAUACCCAGUAUAAAGGCGUUUUUGACAUGCUGACGUGCUUUACGCCCCAUAACUGUUCAUAAUCUGUUAUAGUUACAUUCACAACACAAGCUCAAAAUGUAAGACGUUAAGUUUUAUUUGCACUAUUACCCAGUUCUUGAAAGAUGCUUUUUUUUUUUGCUUGAAACAAUUUUGUAACUCUAAUAAAGAGUUGAAUUGAA
Molecule: messenger RNA, 3003 nt
Organism: Pygocentrus nattereri (red-bellied piranha)
Lineage: Eukaryota; Metazoa; Chordata; Actinopteri; Characiformes; Serrasalmidae
Product: protein mono-ADP-ribosyltransferase PARP12-like
Exons: 12
Coding region: 90-2336 (748 amino acids)
Molecular function (GO): NAD+ poly-ADP-ribosyltransferase activity; metal ion binding
Source: RefSeq, a predicted model, not a curated record